Melanaphis sacchari is the source of this 1194-nucleotide messenger RNA. RefSeq lists its product as uncharacterized. Gene Ontology annotation, cellular component: extracellular region. The transcript has 4 exons. The coding region runs from base 1 to 1194 and encodes 397 amino acids. The record is from RefSeq and is a predicted model, not a curated record. Lineage: Eukaryota; Metazoa; Arthropoda; Insecta; Hemiptera; Aphididae.
AUGAAACUUAACUGCUUGCAUUUGUUAGUUUGCCUCAUUCGAUUGGCUAAAACAGAUAAUAGUAGCAUCCAAAAUAUGCCACUCAUAUUGAAUGGCCACUAUAUAUUGUGGCCGUCAAGCAAGAUACGAGAAAAAUUUGUUAACGAAAAACGAUAUAUACCCAAAAAUAUAAUUUAUACAAGAUUUCAGAUGAGUUCUGAUCGAGUCUUUCUGGCUGCUCCUCGUUACAAACGUGGAGUACCAUUCACAUUAAGCUACACGGAAUUCACGCACAAAGAAAAGUGUUACAAUUAUGUGAGUCCGUUUCCAUGCAUGGAAAAUGAAGAUAUGGUGAUUGGGACAAGUGAUAGUGGAACAUUAAUCAAUGCCAUAGAUUUAAAGAUGGGAUGUGACAGUACUCUUUGGGUGUUAGAUGCAGGAAUUUCAGACACUCUCAGUGACCAUCCAACGAGAAUAUGCGAUCCUAAAAUCGUCGGGUUCGAUAUAUUUUCAAAAAAAGUCAAGCACAUGAUCACAUUGAACACUUUGAUUUGCCGGGCCAAAAGUAGAUUACAGUACCUAGCAGUGGAACAAGUCACAGAUACGAUGACGGUGCUUUACGUGGGUGAUGGCGGUACGCGAUCAAUAAUCGUGUGGUAUGUUCAGAAAAACGAAGGGUACAAGAUAAAGUUAUCACACACAAUUGUGGAUGGAUGCUCAGAAAACCCAAUGGAAGACGUAUUCUAUAUGAUGUUAAUAGAACAGGAGACUGGAAAUUACAUUUACUUCACGUACCUAUCGAGUCAGGAUAUUUUUCGGACCCGGACCAAAGAUCUACAAAAACGCAUGAACUCCAAGUGUAUAGUUAACAUGGGUAAGAAACCGUGCAAAAUGGUGUUACUAGGCGUUGGUUAUGGGUCAGUUCUGUAUUUCCGAAUUAAGGGCCAGAAUCACUUGUACAGCUGGGACACGAAACAUAGUUUUCUCGAAGAGAACUUCAUGGUUGCGCGAAAGAGUAGAGACUGUCGACUGAUAACACACGUGGAUGUGGAUAGCGAAGGCAUCCUAUGGGUUUUGGAGAGCAACAUACAGGACUUUAUCAUCGACCAUGUAGGUUGUUAUGGACCCAGCAUGAUGUUGACGCCUGUGUUCGAGAACCCUAUCCCAGUUAUUAACGACUUAGAUAACGCAGAAAAUUUGCCGCCCUCUGAGUAA